This is a messenger RNA of Bipolaris maydis ATCC 48331, 1473 nucleotides long. RefSeq names its product chaperonin 10-like protein. Gene Ontology annotation, biological process: formaldehyde catabolic process. Lineage: Eukaryota; Fungi; Ascomycota; Dothideomycetes; Pleosporales; Pleosporaceae. The record is from RefSeq and is a predicted model, not a curated record. Gene Ontology annotation, cellular component: cytosol. Gene Ontology annotation, molecular function: S-(hydroxymethyl)glutathione dehydrogenase [NAD(P)+] activity; zinc ion binding.
ACUCUCCAGAUACACAAACCUCCUCGACACUCAAUCCACAAUGUCUGCAGACACCGUUGGAAAGACAAUCACCUGCAAGGCCGCAGUAGCCUGGGAAGCCGGCAAGGACCUUUCCAUCGAGGAGAUCGAGGUCCUGCCGCCCCGCGCGCACGAAGUCCGUAUCCAGAUCUACUACACUGGUGUCUGCCAUACCGAUGCCUACACACUCUCUGGCAAGGACCCUGAGGGUGCUUUCCCCAUUGUCCUUGGACACGAGGGUGCCGGUUAUGUCGAGUCAGUCGGCGAGGGCGUCACCAAUGUAAAGCCAGGCGACCACGUCGUUGCGCUAUACACCCCAGAAUGCAAGGAGUGCAAGUUCUGCAAGUCCGGCAAGACCAACCUGUGCGGAAAGAUCCGUGCCACACAAGGAAAGGGUGUCAUGCCUGACGGCACAUCACGCUUCAGGUGCAAGGGCAAGGACCUCCUCCACUUCAUGGGAACAUCCACUUUCUCCCAAUAUACCGUUGUCGCCGACAUCUCGGUCGUUGCCAUUACCGAGAACGCCCCCAUGGACCGCACCUGUCUGCUUGGCUGUGGUAUCACCACCGGUUACGGAGCUGCAACCAUCACUGCCGGCCGAGGUGGUGUCGAGGCUGGAUCUAACGUUGCUGUUUUCGGUGCCGGCUGUGUUGGUUUGUCAGUCAUUCAGGGAGCCGCCAAGAAUAAGGCUGGCAUGAUCAUCGUAGUCGAUGUCAACGAUGCCAAGGAGGAGUGGUCAAAGAAGUUUGGCGCAACACACUUUGUCAACCCCACCAAGCUCGGCAAACAGAGCAUCCAGGAGAAGCUUAUUGAAAUGACCGAUGGCGGUUGCGACUACACCUUUGACUGCACAGGUAACGUCAACGUCAUGCGCGCUGCUCUCGAGGCCUGCCACAAGGGCUGGGGAGAGUCCAUCAUCAUUGGUGUUGCCGCCGCCGGCCAGGAGAUCUCCACCCGUCCCUUCCAGCUUGUCACUGGUCGUGUAUGGAAGGGAUGCGCUUUCGGCGGUGUCAAGGGUCGCAGCCAGCUUCCCGGCCUCGUAUCCGACUACCUGCAGGGUAACCUCAAGGUCGACGAGUUCAUCACUCACCGCCAGCCACUCGACAAGAUCAACCAGGCCUUUGGUGACAUGAAGGCUGGUGACUGCAUUCGCUGCGUCGUUAACAUGCGCGAGUAAUUGCAUUCAAUGCUUCCAGGUCAAGUCAUGAAAUUCAAGCUCUAAUAGUUUGAGCGAUGUAUACCUUUGUUUUCCUUUCCUUUUUUUCUAUACCAAAACACGGCGUGCUGCUGGAGACUAGACGAGCGGUGCAUGGCGAGGUGUUGGCGGUAGAGGUGAUGAUGAGCAUGAGAUGGCGUUGAAGUUUUUGUUGUAGACGCUUGGAGACAUCUGACUUGGGGUGUGAUGUAUGUAUCUACCUAUAAAAGACAAAAAUAAAAAGUAAUGGGUAACUCGAU